CUUGAAGACUGGUCGCCUUAUUGCGACAGCACGGGCAUGACGAGGCAGACCAAGCUUAACCAGCUGCCUGUCGAGCCAAACGGACUUCUCUGGCAAGAUGACUUCAUCGACCCCGAACACGAGCAGCGCCUGCUCUGGAUCUUCCGCAAUGAGUUGACCUGGGCCGAUCGCCCCGGUCGACUCUCCCUGCACUACGGCUACACCUUCGACUAUAAGACCUUUGGAAUAGACCCGGAUAUCGACUACAAGCAGUUUCCCGAAUGGCUGCGGCCGCUGAUUCCCACGACCGAGAACCGCCCGCCCGACCAGGUCUGUUUGCAGUAUUACCCGCCCGGCGCUGGCAUCCCGCCGCAUGUAGAUGCCCACGGACCCUACGACCAGCUCUAUGCGCUGUCUCUGGGCGCGCCGGUCAUCAUGCAGUUCCGGAAUGGCGACCGGCGCGUGGAUGUCGAUCUCACUCCGCGCAGUAUGAUUUCGUUCACGGGCGACUCGAGGCUACAUUGGACGCAUGGGAUUAAGAAGCGCAAAUCAGAUAUACUCGCGGACGGGACGGCCAGGGCCCGUGCGGAGCGGUGGAGCAUUACGUAUCGCUGGCUCAGAGAAGGCGAUUGUGAAUGCGGGAAUGUUGAGCUGUGUGAUGUAGCUCAGAGGCGGAAUGGCAUCGAGAAGGAGAAGAGGUCAGUGAAGGCGUUAGAAGCCGAGGCACUUGGACAAACAAAUGAAGCGCAGGCGCUUGCUGCGUCUAUUCACGGACACUGAUAAGAUUCGGAGAUUUAAGAUGUGCGGUUGUUAUACCAAGUUACAGGGAAUGCACACUUCCCUGGAGGAAGACUUGGAGAGUUGACAAUUUCAACACAAUACUAGCUGAAAGCACAAAAAAAAAAAGUAUAUUACGUUAGUGGCACAGCUGCAGAGAUUCCACAACAGAUCUCAGACUCUGGAAGCUCACCCUCGUAUAGAUGAUCUCCCAUGCACGUCAGGGUAGAAUACCCUCCAGGAGUGCACCUUGCAGAUAUCUAGCUCCAAAACUCAUUUAUUUAAAAGGGCUACCCAAACAUUGCAUAAUCAUAAAUUAACUCAAUGCCGACAGAGAGUAUAUCAAAAUCUUACUUUUA
Molecule: messenger RNA, 1115 nt
Organism: Aspergillus ochraceoroseus IBT 24754
Lineage: Eukaryota; Fungi; Ascomycota; Eurotiomycetes; Eurotiales; Aspergillaceae
Exons: 1
Coding region: 37-759 (240 amino acids)
Biological process (GO): oxidative demethylation
Molecular function (GO): oxidoreductase activity; demethylase activity
Source: RefSeq, a predicted model, not a curated record